GUGCCGGAAGUGCCGCCAUUUUGGGGUGUUCUGCUCUGGCGGCAGCGGCGGCGGGACGCGGAGGCUCCCACGGGAUUCGGCCUCAGUAGCGAGGCGGCGGCGGCAGCGGCGGCUGCGGAGGCACAGGCAGCAGCUGAGGCAGCGGCGGGCUCAGGUGCAGCCGCUGAGUGAAGACAUAGUCCAGAGAGGGAAGUGUAAAGCUACAGGCUGAACAUAACUUCUUUUUUUCAAAGUUCCCUGUGUUGUGAACUGAGCUUGGGUGAAGUGAAAUCUUUGAGGAAGCUAAAGCUGUGUGUAUUUGUGGAUCAGACAAGUGCAGCAAGUUAAUAUCAUUGGCUUCUGAAGGGGAGAGUGAGGUGAUGGCUGCGUUUAAGUUGGAUUUCCUUCCAGAAAUGAUGGUGGAUCAUUGCUCUUUGAAUUCCAGUCCCGUCUCAAAGAAAAUGAACGGCACCCUGGACCACCCAGACCAACCAGAUCUUGAUGCUAUCAAGAUGUUUGUGGGCCAGGUUCCAAGGACCUGGUCUGAGAAGGACUUGCGGGAACUCUUCGAACAGUAUGGUGCUGUAUAUGAAAUCAACGUCCUAAGGGAUAGGAGCCAAAACCCUCCUCAGAGCAAAGGGUGCUGUUUUGUUACAUUUUACACCCGUAAAGCUGCAUUAGAAGCUCAGAAUGCUCUUCACAACAUGAAAGUCCUUCCAGGGAUGCAUCACCCUAUACAGAUGAAACCUGCUGACAGUGAGAAGAACAAUGCAGUGGAAGACAGGAAGCUGUUUAUUGGUAUGAUUUCCAAGAAGUGCACUGAAAAUGACAUCCGAGUCAUGUUCUCUUCAUUUGGACAGAUUGAAGAAUGCCGGAUAUUGCGGGGACCUGAUGGCCUGAGCCGAGGUUGUGCAUUUGUGACUUUUACAACAAGAGCCAUGGCACAGACGGCUAUCAAGGCAAUGCACCAAGCACAGACCAUGGAGGGUUGCUCGUCACCCAUGGUGGUAAAAUUUGCUGAUACACAGAAGGACAAAGAACAGAAGAGAAUGGCCCAGCAGCUCCAGCAGCAGAUGCAGCAAAUCAGCGCAGCAUCUGUGUGGGGAAACCUUGCUGGUCUAAAUACUCUUGGACCCCAGUAUUUAGCACUUUAUUUGCAGCUCCUUCAGCAGACUGCCUCCUCUGGGAACCUCAACACCCUGAGCAGCCUCCACCCAAUGGGAGGGUUGAAUGCAAUGCAGUUACAGAAUUUGGCUGCACUAGCUGCUGCAGCUAGUGCAGCUCAGAACACACCAAGUGGUACCAAUGCUCUCACUACAUCCAGCAGUCCCCUCAGCGUGCUCACUAGUUCAGCAGGGUCCUCACCUAGCUCUAGCAGCAGUAAUUCUGUCAACCCCAUAGCCUCACUUGGAGCCUUGCAGACAUUAGCUGGAGCAACGGCUGGCCUCAAUGUUGGCUCUUUGGCAGGAAUGGCUGCUUUAAAUGGUGGCCUGGGCAGCAGUGGCCUUUCCAAUGGCACCGGGAGCACCAUGGAGGCCCUCACUCAGGCCUACUCGGGUAUCCAGCAAUAUGCUGCUGCUGCACUCCCCACUCUGUACAACCAGAAUCUUCUGACACAGCAGAGUAUUGGUGCUGCUGGAAGCCAGAAGGAAGGUCCAGAGGGAGCCAACCUGUUCAUCUACCACCUGCCCCAGGAGUUUGGCGAUCAGGACCUGUUACAGAUGUUUAUGCCCUUUGGGAAUGUCGUGUCUGCCAAGGUUUUCAUAGACAAGCAGACAAACCUGAGCAAGUGUUUUGGUUUUGUAAGUUACGACAAUCCUGUCUCGGCCCAAGCUGCCAUCCAGUCCAUGAACGGCUUUCAGAUUGGUAUGAAGCGGCUUAAAGUGCAGCUCAAACGUUCGAAGAAUGACAGCAAGCCCUACUGAGCGUGCUCCCCUCUGAGACUGGAGUGAGAGGGUCUUCUGGCACAGCUUGCCCUGAAGACUCGGCUACUGCCUUCUGUGGGAGUUUCGCUUCGUACAGAGGACAAGUUUGUGCUUUGGUUUCCAGUGUUUUACUUUGGAGUUUAGGUGCCAUAUCCUGAGUUGGUUUUUUUUUUUUUUUUUUUUUUUUUCCUUUAUUUAAAGUUUGCUGUGUUUGUAACCAGUGUGUGUUGAGAAGGACCAACACCAAACCACCCUGGGGAAGGGGGACAGGGAAACAUUUAACACAGACAAUGAUCGGGAUUUGCCCCAAACCACCCCAAAAGAGAGGACUGAGUGGAACAAAAAAGUGACCCCCAGAACCUCCCUUAGUGUGAGGGUGGGUAGAAUGAGAACUGACACCUGGGAGCUGUGGGGAGCAGAGCAGCUUUGGGGGAGAGUGGAGUGACACCUAAUGCCCUGGCAGCUGGAGACUCAAACUUCGGCACAGCUGCCUUCUGGGAAAUAGUUUUUGACACCUAUUUUUCAGAUUCUUGUCCGGAAUUUCUGCCGCUCUUUUCAAAAAAGGGCGUUAACAAUUCUCUGGAAAUAGAGCACCUGUUAGCCUGACAUAUGCAAAAAGCAGGGCGGCAUCACCCAUUACCAGCUCCCCCAGCCAGCAGUCAGUAUUGGAUUGGCCCUGCCUGGCUGGUGGCAGUUUGGGAGAAGCAGCCAAAGAGGUUAGUUUAUUUCAACACCAAAUUAGACCAUGGCCCAUUUCCAACAGGUCUCUUUAAAGAAGGCCUCUAUGGAAUACCUUGCCUGGUUUCCUUCCUUGCAGUUCACCACAGCAAGAAACGUCACCUCCAUCCCAAGUCACAGUUUUCUUAUGAAGGCAAAUCCAAGAAGGGCUUGCAGUUCUUGCUGAAGGGGGUACCACUUGUGGGCAGAGUGAUCAAUGCCAUCUAGUUGGGAGAGGAGGAGCUUGUUUCUUGGUAUACUUGAAUCAGAAGGUCCCUGCAAGCCAGUAUGCUUCAUUUGCCAGUGGCCAGAAAUCCUCCCUUGCCUCCUUGAUUGAGGUGUCCCAGAUGUAGUAUUCCCACAGGGGUCUGGCAGGCCCCUCCUGUAACCACUCCAGUCACAUUUUCUGCUCUUGAGGCAGAGGUGACAUUAGGACGUUUACAGCCUCCACAUGAAUUGAGUGUUCAUUUACCUCAGUAUUACCGUGUUCAUUUUUGUCCUCGUGCUACAGUUAGCUCCCUGCUGCCUCCUGCAGGUCUUACUUCUGCUCUUGCCUGUGACCCACACAGCUUCUGGGCUCUGCCUCUGCUCUAAGAAGUGCUGUGGAGGUAGAGAACCAGGAAGGACAUGCUGUUGGGAAUGUACACCUGGGCAGAGGUGGCCCUGUUAAGAUAUGACUAUAGCCACGGCCAGGGACGGGAUCCCUGGGUCUCUGGAAUCUGAAACCUCACAAAUGCCAGUCUUGACCCCUAGCAGCAGAGAUAAGAAUAAAGGGGUUGGUUUGCUAUUAAGUCAGAUGGGGGCUCUCUCCUUGUCAUGCUGUCCCUGUGGGUAACAGACAGGGAUUGACCAUCUUACUGUUGUACAGGUAGCUGGUGGUGUUGGAUUAUCCCAUUGAAGCUGGGACAGCUGUUCCUUUCUCAUAGUGAUAACUUGGGUCUGUUGUCCUCUAAGGAACGUGAAACAUACACUUCUUAAGCUGAACCACGUAAACUUGAAAUUCUGCGCACUGGGAGAAAUGUGUCCUGUGUUUCAAAGGAUAAAACUGUUCUAAAGGCUUCCAGGGUCAUGAUGGGAUUUUUUAAAUAAAUGCAAAAAAUAAAAAGAAAAAAGAAAAAAGAAAACAAAAAAAAGAAAAAAAUGCUAGGUUGGGGAGGCGCUGUUCUGAAUCCCAACCGGCUGGAACCAAGAAUGUCGUUUCUAUUUUUAUAGAAGUUUUAUACAGCUCCGGGGUGGAGAAUAUUUAUUACCUAAAUUAUAUCUCUGGAAAAGGCCAGGAUUUUGUAGAAUCCAGAAUGUGAUUGUUAUACACACAGGGUGCUGUGUAUGAUUGAAACUACUGACUUUCUGUGGCCCGUUUGCAGCCCAGCUAACCUGCCCAAGGGGAAGGUGUUAAUGCUGUGAAUUGGCAGAGGAGAGAGCUGUGCUCCACAGGGUGCUGCCGGUGCUGUGCUCCCUAGCCUUCUGUUCUGUCUUCCUCCUUAGCCAAAACGUCACUCCCUUCCCACAUCCCCCUCUUCUCUCUGCCUUCCCCCAUCUCACCAUUAUUUGUCCAUGGAUUUGUCUUGGGCUCUGAGACCUUAUGAAACCCCUUUCCUAAUGACAUAAGAGGCCAAGGUGCAAUCCACCCACCUUUGAUACCAGACCCUGAGGGCUUUCAUACCUGCUGAUGGGUUCUCUUAAAAGGAAUUCUUGCCCCAGCAGGGUCCCGGGCUGCUCCAGCAGCCAGCUGGUGAGACCAUGCAUUUCUCUGUUCUCUCCUCCCCCUGCCGAGUGAGUUAGCACAGCAGUAGCACUGCCCUUGAGCACAGUUCUUUCCCCAGGCCAAAGAUGGUUUUGUGAAGAAGCUGCUCCCCUACAAGUCUCAUGUGUGAAAGGGCUCAGCUCAGAGUGGAGACUCGCUGUCAAGUCUUAAGCAAUCCUUUUCUGUUGUGUGAAGGUUUCACUUACAAAGUGUUUUUUGUUGUAGUUUUGUUUCUUACUCGGGUUACAUCAUGAAAUUGAUUUGCCUUGAAUGCAGCCAGACCACUGUCUCCUGGGUUCCACUUGAGUGGCCAGGGCCUGGGUGGAAGCUAAGAGCUUGGAUUUCUGGGAACAAAGGGCCAUCCCCGUAAGAUAAAAGCAGAAAUUCUGGUCCUCUUCCCUGAAAAAUUUUCCCCACCCCAGCCAGCAUCUUCUGCUUCCCCUUGGGUUGUGACCAGGGAGUGGGGAGAGAGGCUGAGGCUCUGCUCCCCUGGAGACCUUCUUCUCUUAGGAGUUGGGCGCUUCAUGGAAAAAUCCAAGCCUUAGGUUCCCUUCUGUCUCUGGCAAUUAGAUGUGUUCUUGGUGUCCUCCAUGUCCUUUUUGACUUUUCCCUGUGUCCAUUGUUAGCAUGUGCAAAAGUUCCCUGUCAUUACCCAAUCCCUGCCCGCCCACCUCAUUUCAGGGCUGUACACACAGUGAGUGUCCUGUUCUCUCUCUCUUUGUUUGGAUGUAUUGCUCUGUGUAACUCAGUGGGUCUCCCUCUUUCUGGUUUGUUUUUUUUUCUAGAUUCCUGCCGUUUGUUCAUCGUUGUGCCUAAAGCAUGUCGAUGUGGCGUCAAGUACAUCGUCCAAAUCCCUGUCUCUUCAGCUUCUCUGAUGCUUGAACUCUCACCUUUGACCUUGUGUUGACCUUUGAUGCUGACGUGUAUUUUUAUUAUGUUUGUUUCUUUCUUCGUUUUUUUUUUCUUUUUCUUUUUUUCUUUCCUUUUUUUUUUUUUUCCCUUUUGUGCUGCCAAAUUGGUUUUGCUAGAACGACUGCUGAAGGGGAAAUAUUUAAACUUGCAUUUGAAUAUAAAAAAAAUCUAUUUUUCUAGAACUUCAUAAGAUAACCACUUGAUUUUGUGAUUCCAAUUCUUUGUAAUUGUCUUCAGAGCAGCCCUACUAGCACAUACCGCGUGGUGUUUGUAUUUCUGUGAACACACAGCCAGUCCGUUUCUAGGCUUUGUUUCUCUGUGUGCUUAGUUUUAAAGACAACUUUGAAGUAAACAAUGAAAUAAAAGAUGUCACUAAAACCUUUGAGGCUCCUGAGCACAUUUUGCUGAUACAGUCUGUGGGGCUUGAGGAGACUGCAUGUAUUGUUCUUUGUUUUUCUUCUGAGUUCUCAACUGCAGAGAGCACCUGAACCCCCUUUCCUUUUUGACCACAGGCUGCAGUUUGGGCCCCAGCCAGCCCUUUUUCUUUUUCUUUUGUGGUUCUUCCCUGGAGCAACUCUGUGGGGAGUCCUGGAUCCCGCCUGCCCCUUCCCCUCAGCCCCAUGCUUGUUCCUAAAGUCUCCACAGCAAAAUGUGAUGCUUUGAUUUUUUGUUGUUGUUUUUGUUUUUGUAUUGUUUUUGUGUUUUUGUUUUGAAUUUUUUCCUUUCCUACUAAGAUUAUGCCCAGAAAAAAGUUUUGCAUGUUUCCUGCUGUUUCUUCACACCUUCGUAUAUAUCACCUUCACCUCUCUGUUUUCUAUAGUUUGUGCAAAAACUGAUCGAUUUAAAAGGGUUUCAAAGAAGCUGUUUUAAAUUGUUGUAGGGUUGAUUAUUUUUUUCAAGAUUGUAUUGUUUUAUUUUGAAGUGGCAACUUUCUCCUCUAUUGCCCUUAGAGCGUUUGCCUGUGCACUUAGACUGUCACUUCGUGUGGCCUCCAGGUCUCAGCAGGGCGUCCAGGAGGCUGGCUGCUCUGCUCAGAGAGGGUGGUAAGGGGGCCUGGGGAGACACAAGAAGCAGAGGUAGAGCCUAGAAGGUGGCAGCAGGUGGGCAAGAGGCUUACUUAGCGCAUUAGGGGCAGUGAGCACCUGGAGGAAGGAGGGCGCUCCCAACCACCCCGUAGUAGGAGGCCAUCUGCGCACCAAGCGGCAGUUCACCUGCUGGCGCUUUUCCUAGGUGACAAGCACAAUACUACAGUCUUCACACUGUUUACAGCCCUGGGCACCAGCCACCCCGCACUGGCUCUUCACCACAGCUCUGCUCUUGCUUAGCUAGUGGGGUGGGGGAAAGGGCAGGGAUUUGUUUUUUAAAUUGGGUGAAGAGCCAAACAGCUACUGUCCCUGGGUGCUGAGCAAGCCAGUUUUUUUGGUUCCCUGAGGGAAACUGACCCUCUUCUCUUGUGGCACCAUCCAGCCUCAGGGUCUUGGAGACUUGAGUAAGAAUGUGAGUGGAGGGGGAGAGGCGAGGAGAGGAGAGGUCACAGGGUGGAUCUGUGGAGGGAAGAGGUUGCAGGGGGAGGAGCUGAUGAUAGAUCCCACCCAGACCUAGGCUGCUGGUGGUGGGUGGGUGAGCUGCGAAGUAGGACUGUCCAGGGAAGGGUGGAGAGAUGUAGCUAGGGGCUGGGGAUGGGGAGGUGGAAGCGCUACUGAGCAUCCUCCACACCAACGUUGAUGAAGGAAGGGAUCCCAGCAGGGUUUCUGCUCUGGGGUUGCCCGGUAUUAUGCCCAAGGCCACUCUGCCUGGGGGAAAGGGCAGCCAGGCAGAGGCCCAGUGUCUGGUAGGCUGCUGAAUUUCCUGGAAGGGGUGAUUGGAUGGAAAGAGGCCAGAAACCCCAGCCUGAGAGACUGCUGUGCGCCCCACAGUCUGACUGCACAGAGCCGCCUCUGUUGGCAGGAGGCACUGAGGCUCCCCUUCCUGUGUAUUGAGAAGCCGUGUUUGCCAAUAUAUUUUGCUUUCAAUUCCAAGAGGAGCUCUGGGAAAACCUGUGGAUAAAACCAAAUGCCAAAUGUUGGACGUUGUUUCCUUUUCCUUUUCUCUCUCUGAUUGUUUUAAUUGUUCUGUGGUGGUUUUAAUGGAUUUGAGACCCUGGAGCGGCAGCUGCCUUUCUGAUUUCCAGCUGCUUUUUGUGAAUAAUUUAAAAAGAAAAAAAAAAAAGAAACUUUACAUUUUGGAGACAAACCUGUGUGAGUUUUUUAUUGGUACAAACGUUGUAUUUAACACUAGGGGUUUUGUACAGUUUUUUGCCUUUUCUACUAGAAAACAAUGUAAAGUGAUUUCACAAUGUGAAGAGAAAAAAAAAUUGCCACUAUGACCAAACGCACAGUCUGUUCUGCAGCAACAACGGGAUUCAAUCAACUCAGUCGUGAUUCAGCCGUAGAAAUGCUUUUCCUUUAUCUUGUUUGAGCUUUUCUUUUCUUUCCUGUUUUGAUUUGCAAAAGAAAAUGUCUUUUUUGUGUGAACUUGUGUUGUACUCUGUAGAAAAUUAUGGAUUUUACUUUAAUGGUUUAAAAAAAGGCAAGAAGAGCUCUCGUCGCUUUUCUUACCUAAUCACAGAGUUUGUGUAGUGAAUUUAAAAAGAAAAAAAAAAUGUUACAAGUUUGGGUCAAGGGAGUAUGUGUUUCAAAGGAAUCUCCUUCCUUUUUUUUGUGUGUUUUUCCUUUUGUCCCAAUGGGGAACCUAAAUCUGUUUUAAUUGCACAGACACACGGACAAAAAGUCAUUUUGUAUCUGCCAAGUGUGGUACCUUCCUUUGUUUAUUUGCUAUUAAACUGUUUGAGAAGAA
This is a messenger RNA of Piliocolobus tephrosceles (Ugandan red Colobus), 8112 nucleotides long. It is a transcript of the gene CELF1, whose product is annotated as CUGBP Elav-like family member 1. The transcript has 17 exons. The record is from RefSeq and is a predicted model, not a curated record. Gene Ontology annotation, molecular function: RNA binding. Lineage: Eukaryota; Metazoa; Chordata; Mammalia; Primates; Cercopithecidae. The coding region runs from base 360 to 1904 and encodes 514 amino acids.